GGUGAACCCAUCUGAACUGACAAUAUGUUUUUGCACAGUCUGGUGGUUCUACCCUUGCUCAUUAUUGAGGGAAGCUCUGCUGGGUGUGGUUGGGAAGAUGAUAAAUCAUACGUUGCUAAUCCCUUGUGGUCCCAAAACCCCAGAGGAGACAAUGGCAUAUACAGGAGCUGCAUGGAAAUCAGGAAAUUGAACAAUAAUGCUGAAGAUGGAAUCUACACACUGAGAACUGGAGGUGGGAUCUACUACCAGACAUUCUGUGACAUGACAACUGAUGGUGGAGGCUGGACCUUGGUGGCCAGUGUCCAUGAGAACAACAUGUUUGGCAAGUGCACAGUUGGAGACCGAUGGACCAGUCAACAGGGAAACGUACCCAACUACCCAGCAGGAGAUGGUAACUGGGCAAACGAUGCCACGUUUGGGUUACCUGAUGGAGCUACCAGUGAUGACUACAAGAAUCCAGGCUAUUACGAUAUCAUUUCCAGUAAUUUGGGAUUGUGGCAUGUGCCAAACAACACACCAUUUUCCCACUGGAGGAAUAACUCACUGCUAAGGUAUCACACACAGAAUGGCUUCUUUUCUGCUGAAGGUGGGAAUCUCUUCCAUCUGUACCAGAAAUAUCCACUAAAGUUUGGUGCUGGAACCUGCCCAAAAGACAACGGACCUGCUGUGCCAGUUGCGUAUGAUUUGGGAAAUCCUGACAUAGCCACUGGUUACUUCUCUCCAGAUGCUAGAGGUAUGUUUUCUGCAGGAUUUGUUCAGUUCCGAGUGUUUAAUACUGAAACAGCAGCACUGGCUCUCUGUCCAGGAGUAAAGAUGACUACCUGCAACUCAGAACAUUUCUGCAUAGGAGGUGGGGGCUAUUUUCCUGAAGGAAAUCCCAGACAGUGUGGAGAUUUUACAGCCUUUGAUUGGGAUGGUUAUGGGGAACAUAAAGGUGUGAGUAUGAGUAAGGAAAUGACAGAGGCUGCCGUGCUGCUCUUCUACCGCUGAUUUAUUUUCAAGGCACAACAACUUACAGAUCUCUAGCAUAAAGCUGCUUUCAUUUAUAUACAAACUCGACUGUUGGAUCUAGGGUGGGUUUAACAUAACAUACUAAUUUCCAAUAUUAUAUGGAUAUCUUAUAUAUAUCUGUACAUGGUCAUGUAAUAUGUAAUUUAAAGAGACAAUGUACCUAUAUGUCAAAAAUACUGUACCGUAUAGGAUCUGUUAUCCAGAAACCCAUUAUCCAGAAAGCUCUGAAUUACAGGAAGGCCAUCUCCCAAAGACUCCAUUUUAAUCAAAUAAUGCAGAUUUUUAAAAAUGAUUUCCUAUUUCUCUAUAAUAAUAAAACAGUACCUUUUACUUGAUCCUAACUAAGAUAUAAUUAAUCCUUAUUGGAGGCAAAACUAUUGUGUCUAUUUAUCGUUUACAUUAUUUUUAGAAGAUUUAAGGUAUGGAGAUCCAAAUUACGCAAAGACCCCUUAUCUGGAAACCCCAAGUCCCGCGCAUUCUGGAUAAAAUGUUCCAUACCUGUGUUAGUGUAUAUAGCCUGUGCAUAUAUAUUUUUAUGCGUUGAAGAGGCUGCUGCAUUAUGUAUGUCAUGAAAUUUAGUGAAUGGAUAUUGAAUAUGUACCCUGUGGUUUAGAAAGUUACUCUUUUGCUGAUGAGCACAGUCUGGAGGUAGCACUGUUAGUGGCACAAAGUGGUACACUUACCUAAUACCCCAGCCUAGUGCUCUUGAAAACUGCAUUGGCCUUCGGCCUGGAAUGCUUCUGAGCAAGCACCACAGAGCAAUCUUCUUCUUCUACUUCAUUCUUUAAUGGCCCCAGGCUAUCAAAUGUUCUGUACAUUGAAAAAGCCAGCUUUUUGCUUGAAGUUCAGCUUUUUACUCCACUGUGCAUGUGCACCCAGAAGUAAGACGCAAGAAGAAGAUCACUCUGAGACGCUCGCUCAGAAGUACCCCAAAAGUUGCCAAUGUCUAAGGAGGAAGUUAGGGUUACCACAUUUUACUGGCCCAGGAUCUGGGCAGGGGGCAGGCCAAACACAUCACGGGGGCGGACUAGUGAUGUCAUGGGCAAGGUGAAGUCAUGGACGGGGACGGGGCUACAACAUGUCGAUCAAUGAUUGGCUGAACGCCAUGUCAAUCGGGGAAAAGGGGAGUCUUAUUUGGAAAACCGGGAAGGCUGUCUUGACCCGGGUAGCCCUUCAGAAAACCAGCCUUUCUGAGUGAAAACCGGACAGGUGGCAACCCUAGCGGAGGUGCCUGACACAUAUGAUUUUAAUCACAAGGGGUGCCUAACAUUUGGCAUCCCCAAGUGAUUUUACUUUUCCAUCUUCUUUAAGCAGGCCAUACUAUGGCUGACAACACCAAUCCAUAUGCUGACCAGUUUGUUGCCCAAAGUCCCUGAACAGAAUAUGCUCAGGCAUGACAUCACAAAAAUGUUCAUGAAAUGAAGAGAUUGGAUGAUUCUUAAAAACGAUGGUCUAGGAAAUCUUCUCAUUAAGUGGUUGUGGAUGUAAUGCGCUAUGUUUUCCCUGUGCAAAGAUUUUGUGACUUGGACUUUAUGGUCCCAUAAGACUAUAAUGACUUCUCUCAUUUCUCAUGAAUAAAAUCUGUAUUUUUGUUUAUUUUUGCAGUGUUUUAGAAUUUUGAAUGUUUUAUUCACUUUCAGUGUGGUGAUUAUGAUUAAAAAAGCAACAAUAAUAACUCAAGGCUUCCCUUUAUAUUACACAGUACAAUUAGCAUUAAACAUGUGUAUCUGAUGAGAUUUAUCGUUUGUGACUUCUGUUAUGCAUAACUCUGUAAUCAUUGCAAAUCUUUUUCUACCUUGUUCUGUAUGUGUCAACUGUAUAGGAAAUCAAACAUUUAAAAAAAAACAAUAAAUAUAAUAUUGGUAAUCGGA
Messenger RNA from Xenopus laevis (African clawed frog), 2882 nucleotides. RefSeq names its product intelectin 2 L homeolog (gene itln2.L). The record is from RefSeq and is marked provisional. Gene Ontology annotation, molecular function: oligosaccharide binding. Lineage: Eukaryota; Metazoa; Chordata; Amphibia; Anura; Pipidae.